GUUUCCAUGCAUUUAGUGAACAUAAUAUAGUUAAAAAAACCCAUAAACUUAUGUGCAAGAUGCUGGCUCUAGAAUACAAUGAUGAAUUGAACUAAACGUCUUUUUGUAAUACGAGCAACGGUUCCGUGUUAGGUUUCGUUUCCAGGAAAACACGCUGUAUGGGAUCUCCCCUGUUCGGAGCGAGGAGGUAUCCAGGAUGUGAUAUUGUGAAACCUACAGUUGCCACUUGCCGCUGAGUUACCUUGCCUUGCUCUUUUCAUACGCUUUUCUCUUCACCAGAUUUGAUCCCACUGAAGACAAAGGGAAUUAAACGUUUCUGGUUAGAUUUGCUCUGUUUUUUCUUCCAGCAGAAUUUAAGCGAUCUCAUGGAUUAUUCAGGUAACAAACAGCCUGUUUCAAAUCAGGUACAACCCGUUACACAGCCACCUGGAUUUGGUACCAUGCCAACUGCUGUGGUAAUGCCUGCACCCCCACGGCUUCCUGGCUGUCCCCCGGGACUGGAGUAUCUUGCUCAGAUUGACCAGUUGCUCAUUCAUCAGAAAUUGGAGGUUGUUGAAGUUCUUCUAGGAUGGGAGAGCAACAACAAAUAUGACAUCAAAAACAGCCUUGGACAACAAGUGUUUUAUGCAGCUGAGGAGAACGACUGCUGCAACCGGAAUUUCUGUGGACCGCUGCGUUCCUUUACCAUAAGGAUUCUGGACAACUUUGGUCAAGAAAUACUAACUAUGACUCGGCCUCUAAAAUGUGGUAACUGCUGCUGUCCGUGCUGUCUUCAGGAGUUAGAAGUCCAAGCCCCACCAGGCACUCCAAUUGGUUAUGUUGUUCAAAACUGGCACCCAUUCCUGCCUAAAUUCACCAUUCUAAAUGAAAGAAAAGAGCCAGUGCUGAAAAUUGUGGGCCCUUUCUGUGACUGCAAGUGCUGCUCAGAUGUUAACUUUGAGGUGAAAUCUUUGGAUGAAAGUUCUACAGUUGGCAGGAUAUCCAAGCAAUGGACAGGUUUUUUUCGAGAAGCUUUUUCUGAUGCAGAUAACUUUGGAAUCCAGUUUCCUAAGGACCUUGAUGUCAAAAUUAAAGCUGUAAUGAUCGGUGCCUGUUUCCUUAUCGAUUUCAUGUUCUUUGAACACAAUCAGUAAGUAGAUGAGAUGUAUACACGGUUUCAUGGACUUUCCCAGUGUGCCCUGGAUUUGAAUGUUGUAUUUUCCAUUAAAUAUAUAAUUGUAAAGUAAAGGUAAAGUGCAUAAAGAAUGUAAAACAUCACUGAUCUUGUCUCUCUCUAGGAAUCACACAUGGAGUUUUACUCACUUUCUGUAAAUGGGAAAAUUACUACCGGUGUGUAAAAUAAUCAAUAAUCAGUAUGACAGAGCUUUCCUAAACAAUUUCUACCAUUCAUUUUGAAGCAACUAUAAAACAUUCCUUACAACAUACACCUAUAAUAAAACUGUCAGAUUUAGACACAUACUGUAUUAACUGUCCUUGACUAACAUACAGUACUAGAACUUAACGUGUCAUGGAGAGCAAACGUACAAAGGUUUAUCUGUAAUUCUGGCAGUUUGUCUAAUAAAUUCCUAAUACAUGCAUAACAAAUAUCUGUUCUAAGGUUUAAUAUACAUUUACAAUUACCAUUAGUAAGUUAGCUUUCAGUUCUUUCUUACUAAUACAAGACUGAGUUUACCAUCUGAUAUCCUCAAAUUUACUCCAGAUGUUCUAGUUAGAAAAGAUCAGGUAUUGUGACUGAAUUUGAAUACUAUUAGAACAUUUCAAUUUAUGUAGUUUUGCUCAAAUCUGAUGCUGCUUAUCUGUCUGUUCCCAAGAAGCUUGUUUAUUUCUUUGUUUCUUUUAAAACUACUAUUACACUAUUAAAAUUCUCCAGCUUGUGUAAAACAGUCUUGCUAGUGUCCUCACAAAAUCUGAUCAGGUUUAUAUGAUUUUAAAGGGUACACUUGGAAUACUUUGUCCUUUCCAUUAAGAACGUGGAGUUUGUAAGUGUUGUUAUUACAUAUGCUUUUACAGAUGUUUCUAUAACUUUAAUGUACAUCUUUUAAUUAUAUUUUUCUUUUGAUCUAAUUUUUAAUG
Molecule: messenger RNA, 2073 nt
Organism: Lepisosteus oculatus (spotted gar)
Lineage: Eukaryota; Metazoa; Chordata; Actinopteri; Semionotiformes; Lepisosteidae
Product: phospholipid scramblase 1-like
Biological process (GO): plasma membrane phospholipid scrambling
Cellular component (GO): plasma membrane
Molecular function (GO): phospholipid scramblase activity
Source: RefSeq, a predicted model, not a curated record